AUGGCAGCCGGACUGGAUGUCUCUCAGGAGGAGGACACAGAGCUGGCUAAGCAGGACGGCAGGGAACCUUGUGCCCGUUGGAUGAGGGGUGUUCCUGGCACCCCAGGUUUUGAUGGCAUCCCCGGGCGGGAUGGACUUGAUGGGCGUGAGGGAGAAAAGGGAGAUAUCGGAGAUUCAGGCCCCAAAGGACCGAAUGGAGAGCCAGGUGAACCAGGGGACAUGGGACCUGCAGGAAAAAGAGGAUUUCCUGGAAACCCCGGUCUGAAAGGAGAAAGAGGAGAGGGUUCCUUUCCUUAUCGCUCUGCUUUAAGCAUGGGACCCACAGGUAAAACCAGCCCAGCUAGUGGGGCUCCCAUCCGCUUCACUAAAACCUUCUACAAUGACCAGCACCACUACAACGACAUAUCUGGAAAAUUUCACUGUGCCAUCCCUGGGAUCUACUACUUUACAUAUCAUCUUACCAUCAAUGGGAAGGACACCAAGGUAGCUAUGUAUAAAAAUGGCUGGACUGUGGCCUUCAAUCUUGACCAGUUCCACAACGGAAAUCUGGAUCAAGCCUCCGGAGGGGUGAUUUUAAAUCUGUCUGCUGGAGAUGAGGUUUGGCUACAGUUGUAUGAUGACAUAUUUGAUGCAGGGAUUUAUGCAGAUAACAACAACGACUCCACCUUCACUGGCUUCCUUUUGACUCCUAAAAUCAUAAGCAACCCAAUUGACAACCACAGACGCUGA
Messenger RNA from Cyprinus carpio (common carp), 729 nucleotides. RefSeq lists its product as uncharacterized. NCBI's taxonomy places the organism in Eukaryota, Metazoa, Chordata, Actinopteri, Cypriniformes, Cyprinidae. Gene Ontology annotation, molecular function: protein binding. The record is from RefSeq and is a predicted model, not a curated record.